Molecule: messenger RNA, 944 nt
Organism: Cyclopterus lumpus (lumpfish)
Lineage: Eukaryota; Metazoa; Chordata; Actinopteri; Perciformes; Cyclopteridae
Product: circumsporozoite protein-like
Exons: 4
Coding region: 53-721 (222 amino acids)
Source: RefSeq, a predicted model, not a curated record
GGAGCGCUCAGAAGACUGAGGAGCAUAGCAGUGAAUCUCUAGUGUUAUCACAAUGGCUGUGCUUUGGGUGUUGUCUUUGAGGAUGUUGUGGAUUUCAUGCCUGUUGAUCAGCAGUGUAACUUGUCUCCCUGCACGGAAAGACUACGGCAGUCCUUACCCCGGUGGCUUUGGCAGUCCUUACCCCGGUGGCUUUGGCAGUCCUUACCCCGGUGGCUUUGGCAGUCCUGCAGCUGCUGGCGUCUCCGGAAGUCCUGCAGCCGCUGGUGGUUUCGGCAGUCCUGCAGCCGCUGGAGGCUCCGGCAGUCCUGCGCCCGGCGGUUACAUGCACUGGUCUUCUGCCUCAAGCUUCCCAAGAGAGUUCCACACUGCAUUGGGAGCCAAUGUCGACCUAGAACCCACUGGGAAUGAUGCUAGUGGAGUUAUUUCUGGGUCUGGUAACACAGGUGGAGGCUCGAUUGGCACUGGAUUGUCUUCCUCCAACUCCGGGUCCACAGGUGGUGAAGAUGGCUUUGUUGAGGAUGAACGCCCUCAGCCUGUGUUCAGUAACAUGUCAAACAUGGAACCAGUCUACACAUUGAGAUCUCGCUCGGGCUACCGGAAUGGAAGACGCCAUUUCUCCAAAACCCGCUACACUCCUGGAGAGAUGGUGUUUCCUCCUAGGCCGGUUGUCGAGCGCAUCCCUAACAAACUCGUCAACGCUUCACCCAAAGGCGGCCAGUGAGCAUCUUGAAAGAUUUACCCUGACUGGACACAUCCUGAAAGAACAAUAAAGUUGUGCUUCUCAUCUGGUCUUCCGUUAAGUCUUUCUCCAAUGUCACCGUUCAGGUUGCGGCUUCUCCUUUUAGUGUGUGUAUUAACAAAUGUUUGCUCCAAUAGCGUUAGUCACACAACAUUUUGGGCACUCUCAAAUGCUCUUGGAGCUUUAUUGUACAUAUCACUAUGUA